AGGUCAGGUGUGGCGAUGAUGAUGGCAGCUCCUCCUCCUCCUCUUCUUCUUCUCCUGUGUGUGUGUGCUGUGUUCGCUGAUGUGCCGCCGAUAGGAACUCAGCCUGAGCAGGUGCACAUCUCUUAUCCAGGUGUGCAGAGCUCUAUGCUGGUCACCUGGUCGACCGCUAAUCAGACUGACAGUGUUGUUGAAUAUGGAUUAUGGGGUGGAAAACUCUUCAGUCACUCGGCAACAGGAAACAGCAGCAUCUUCGUUAAUGAAGGAGCAGAAUACAGAGUGAUGUACGUCCACCGCGUCCUGCUGACUGAUCUGAGACCUGCAGCCUCAUACGUGUAUCACUGUGGCAGCAGCGCGGGCUGGAGCGAGCUCUUCUUCUUCACGGCUCUGAAUGAGAGUGUGUUCUUCAGCCCCAGGUUUGCUCUGUUUGGAGAUCUGGGGAACGAGAACCCGCAGUCUCUGAGCCGACUGCAGAAGGAGACGCAGAUCGGCACGUAUGACGUCAUUCUGCACAUCGGGGAUUUCGCUUAUGACUUGUAUGAGGAUAACGGGCGUAUUGGUGAUGAGUUCAUGAAGCAGAUUCAGUCCAUCGCUGCUUAUGUGCCGUACAUGACCUGUCCUGGGAACCACGAGUGGGCUUUUAAUUUCUCUCAGUACAGGAGCCGCUUCAGUAUGCCUGGAGACACCGAGGGCCUGUGGUACAGCUGGAACGUGGGUCCGGCUCACAUCAUCUCCUUCUCCACUGAGGUCUAUUUCUAUUAUCUGGAGUACGGUCUUGAUCUGCUCUUCAGACAGUAUGAGUGGCUGCGCGCCGAUCUACAGGAGGCGAAUCGUCCAGAGAAUCGAGCUGAGCGUCCGUGGAUCAUCACGAUGGGACACAGACCCAUGUACUGCUCCAAUGACGACGAUGACGACUGCACGCACUUCCAGAGCUACGUGCGACUCGGACGCAACGACACCAAGCCUCCUGCUCCUGGACUGGAGGAGUUAUUCUAUCAGUAUGGAGUGGAUCUGGAGCUCUGGGCUCAUGAACACACAUAUGAGAGACUCUGGCCUGUGUACGAUUACAGGGUGUUUAACGGGAGCUCCGAAGAGCCGUAUGUGAACCCUAAAGCACCAGUGCACAUCAUCACAGGUUCAGCUGGAUGUCGAGAGAAACACGAUGGCUUCAUCCCGAAGCCUCGCGACUGGAGCGCGUUCAGAAGCACAGAUUACGGAUACACACGUCUGCAGCUGAUCAACAACACACACCUGUACCUGGAGCAGGUGUCGGACGACCAGUACGGGAAGGUGAUCGAUCAGAUGACACUGGUGAAGGAGAAACAUGGACCAGAUGCAUGGAGAUGAAGACAAACACACACACUUAUAAACACACACACUGCAGACACAUACACGCACACAAAAUGACACUUAACCAAAAACACACAUAUAAAACACACAUUCAUACAGACGCACACAUUAACACUAAUAAACACACACUGUACACACACAAAUUAAAAAUCUAUAAACACAACGCUCACAAACACACUUACACACUACAGAAAACACACACACACACACUCUCUCUCUCUCAGGGAAAACACACUCUCUCAAUGAGAUGCACUUUAAUCACUCAAAUGAGGCUCUCACACACACGCACACACACAUAUUCACAGUCUGCCUUGUACACACACGUCUUCCUUCAUCUGAUUUACACACACCGUUUUAAUGAGAUGAAUAAUACACUUGAUAAAUAAAACACUUGGUUCCAAA
Molecule: messenger RNA, 1749 nt
Organism: Danio aesculapii
Lineage: Eukaryota; Metazoa; Chordata; Actinopteri; Cypriniformes; Danionidae
Gene: acp7
Product: acid phosphatase 7, tartrate resistant (putative)
Exons: 13
Coding region: 16-1344 (442 amino acids)
Molecular function (GO): acid phosphatase activity; metal ion binding
Source: RefSeq, a predicted model, not a curated record